Molecule: messenger RNA, 1126 nt
Organism: Erythranthe guttata (spotted monkey flower)
Lineage: Eukaryota; Viridiplantae; Streptophyta; Magnoliopsida; Lamiales; Phrymaceae
Product: vacuolar protein sorting-associated protein 28 homolog 2
Biological process (GO): protein transport to vacuole involved in ubiquitin-dependent protein catabolic process via the multivesicular body sorting pathway
Cellular component (GO): ESCRT I complex
Molecular function (GO): protein-containing complex binding
Source: RefSeq, a predicted model, not a curated record
UAGUAGUAUUAUCGAAUAAACCCCACACGCAAUCUCAGACUGGCAAACAACCUGUUCUCCUCUCUGCAACACUCUUCCCAUUAUUCAGACGCGUUUUCAUUCAUUUUGACGAAGGAUUAGGUUCUCUUUGCGCGUGUCCCAUUCUCUUCUCCAAUUAUACGUAGAUAUAUAUAUACAUAUAUAUUAGAUUAACAUAAUUCGAUGGAGGUUAAGCUAUGGAACGACAAGCGCGAAAGAGAGAUGUACGAUAAUUUCGGGGAGCUAUUCGCGAUUAUAAAAGUUACAGAGAAGCUCGAGAAGGCCUACGUGCGCGACAUAAUUUCCCCAUCGGAAUACGAAGUCGAAUGCCAAAAGCUGAUUGCCCAUUUCAAAACUCUGUCCUCCACGCUUAAAGACAUCUUACCUAGCAUCGAGCGUUUUCACGAUACGUACAAGAUGGACUGCCCUUCUGCCCUCAACCGCCUCUUGGUGUCUGGAGUUCCGGCCACUGUUGAGCACAGAGCCGCCGUGGCUACAUCGGCCAACACAUCUGCCGCCACUGUGGCGGAAUGCGUUCAGAAUUUCAUUACAGCCAUGGAUUCAUUGAAACUGAAUAUGAUUGCAGUUGAUCAGGUGCAUCCUUUGUUGUCUGAUCUGUCAGCUUCUCUCAACAAGCUGUCGAUAUUGCCGCCUGAUUUCGAAGGGAAGACAAAGAUGAGGGAUUGGAUUUCGAGGCUGGCGAAAAUGGGAGCCGCGGAUGAACUCACGGAGCAGCAAGCUAGGCAGCUGCACUUCGACCUGGAAUCGUCGUACAACUCGUUUAUGGCGGUGUUACCUACUCUCGGUACAUAAUUCUUGAUUUUGAGGUAUGAUUUGUGUAUAUAAUGCUACAUUUAAAUAUAUAUGUUAUAAACUAUUUAGUAAAACUUCUGGAGGAAGACAAACUGUUUAGUGCCGGUGGCUUGCAUUUUGAUGUUAUCACGUGCUUUUAGGAAUUGUAUGGAUUUUUGAAAUGUGAUUUGUGACUGUAGUGAAUGGAAUUUGUUGUCCUGUUUGAUGGAGAUGAAAGAAUUAUUCAAGUUGCACUUUGUUUGACCUUGUAUUUGUAGUUUAUCUUAAUAAAAUUUUCAAGGUAUUUGAAGUGUUU